CCGGAAAUGACGCGGGAGAGGGAGUUAAACAAAAAAUAAAAGAGCGAUAAUUGUUAUUGUUAGCUUGUUAGCUAGCAGCUGAGCUCGACCGAUGGGGAUAUGACAGAGUAAUAACGUCUUAUUACAUGUGCACGAUUCAGUUAUUACAAACGUAAAGUGUCUGGUGACAUUGCUGCUAAACCCUGACACUAAUCCAACAUAUGUCUGGGCUCUGAGAUGGAGAACGGAAACAGGACUGAUGCUGCUUCCACAUCCAAGAGCCACGCAGCCUCCCUCCACCUGCAGACUCCAAAAAACGAAGAUGCUUAUGAAAUAGCCAUCCCCUAUGAGGAGAGCAACUUUGAGCAGCAAGGCUUUUUCAACCAGAGUGAUCAGACUUUUGAAGAUUCGCCGCCAGCCGCUGGUCCGUCUCCCGUCAACAACUCAUACAUGGUGAUCACCAACCUGCGCACCCAGCUGCAGAUCUCUCUGGAGAAAAACUCCUGGCUUCAGAAAAGAAUCGAGGACCUGGAAGAGGAGAGGGAUUUCCUCCGGUGCCAGCUGGACCGCUUCAUCUUUUCCACAAAGAGCCAGGGACAGGAGCAGAGUCAGAGCCAGUACAGUAACGGUUAUGAGUCCAGGCGAUUCAACUGGAGGGUACGACGUGAGGAGGAUCGUCCUGCUGAGCAGCAGAAGUCGGCUGGAGAGCAUUUCCCAUCACGCCAGUUUAUCCAGCGAAGGCCUGGUCCUCCAACUAUGGUGCCUUCCAAAAACCACGUCUCCAGUCAGCUUGCCUCUAUGAAUGCUUUGUUCAGCUCUACACAAUCACAGGCCCUCUUGCAAAGCCAUAGCCACAGCAACACCGGUACGACAGCCGGUGGCAGCAGUGGCAACAGUGGUACGAGGUCAUCCAUGAAUGAAAUGAGCGGACAUGGCAACGUAGGUCCAGAUUCCCUUUCACUUCUGGGGGAAUCUGACGAGUACUUGGACCAAGACGGGUACCUUGAGGAGGAGGAAAUGAUAUCAGGGGAAGACGUAAUGCAAGAUACCCUUAACAGCAACAGACACCAGUUAAAGAGAAGGCGAGUCUUCCGAGCUCCUAGAGAGCGGCAGAGAGUGAAAGAUGCUGCUGGAGUGCUGUUUCGCUACAAGAAAAUCCUGCUUACAUACCAGCGUCUGAAAAACAUGUCCAAAGCCUUUCAAAUCCAUGGUGUGGACCGCAACACUGUGGCUUCCACUACACCCAUAGCUGAGCUUCUAUUAGUGGCCCCGGAGAAGGUGGCAGAGGUGGGCGAGUUUGACCCGUCCAAGGAGAAGCUGCUGGACUACGCCCGGCGCUGCUACACUGCCCUGGAUGAGGAGACACUCAGCAGAGUGCAGGCCUUGAAGAAGAAUAACCUGCUCUUGCCCAUCUCCUACAGGUUCAGACACUGAGAUAGAAAAACCACAAAACUUUUAAGCUGGUGGUUGAGAGGAGAGGAGAGGCAGUUGGGUUCAGACCAGCUCACCUCUCAGGCACAGAGAUGUCCAGAGGGAUGAAAUAUUUUAGGAACUCAGCUUCCUGAAUGUGGCCAUUUAGGCUUCAGCUGAGAUCUUUUUGUUUUAUCAGACAAUUCAAGUUCUCAUGUCCCUUUUAUUAUCAACAGUCAGGCAAUUAAAGUUCUCACGUCCGUUUUAUUAUCAACCCAGAGCGGUUGGAGCAAAUUGAUAUUAAAGAUGUGGAAGAUGUUGCAGCUGGAAAGGGAAACUACAUGGCUAUUAUCUAUCAAAGAGCAAAAUGGCAUGUCUGACUUAUUCAGAAUUUCUGACCGAGAAUGUGUCUUUGCUUUUAGGUUUAUAGAAGUACUGCUUUUAAAUGAGUAUAGCCAAUGUUGCUCAAACAUAUUUCGGAGUUUUACCUUCUUUUCAUCCAGAUCAGUUUGAGGCGAGAUGUUCAUUAACUGACUUCUUGGAUCAUUUCAGUUGCUGGCUCCCUAAAUCAUUUAUAAUAUUGGGAAUUUGUAUCACUUUACUUGUGUGCACUUUUGAAACUGACCUUAAAAUAUGGUAAUCAAAAUGUGUGUUAAUAUGAUGCUUCACUCCAUAGAUGUUGCCAUGUUUUUAGGACUUAUCAGUGGUUGUUUUAUAUGUAUAUUGCUCUAUGGGUCUAUUAUUAUUUUUUUUAAUAUUUAUCAUAUCAACUAUUUACACUUGCCUUAAGAAUGUUUUUGUGAUUUUCCUUUAUUUGUCAAAUCAUUUCGAGUUCGCUUUUUCCUUUUUACUUCUACAGACUUAAAGAAAGGAAGAACUCAUGAGACAAAGAGAUAGAUGAGAUUUUGAAGUGACUAUGGUUAACACUAGUUUAAACAUAUUAUGUGGUGAGAAUGCAUUACAACCAUUACUGUGUUUUUUUAUUAAAAAUAAAAAACACAAACAUUGGUGACAUUGUAGGUUUGCCAAUAAUAAGGAAAGUCCCAGUUUUAAAAAUAGUACUGCAGCAUCACUCAUUGUAUCAAGCCUUUUUGUAAUUAUCUGCACAAAAAAUACACUAAACGUAUCUUCUUAUUUUUCUGAUAUUGAGGCUCUUGAAAUGAUUUUGUGACAGUGAUACCUUUUGUAAAAUGUGGUACAGAGCAUUUACACUAAUUAUUACUAAAAUUACUAUUUGUAA
This is a messenger RNA of Pleuronectes platessa (European plaice), 2629 nucleotides long. It is a transcript of the gene ccdc106a, whose product is annotated as coiled-coil domain containing 106a. The record is from RefSeq and is a predicted model, not a curated record. NCBI's taxonomy places the organism in Eukaryota, Metazoa, Chordata, Actinopteri, Pleuronectiformes, Pleuronectidae. Bases 217 to 1413 code for a protein of 398 amino acids. Gene Ontology annotation, cellular component: nucleoplasm. The transcript has 8 exons.